Molecule: messenger RNA, 2981 nt
Organism: Chinchilla lanigera (long-tailed chinchilla)
Lineage: Eukaryota; Metazoa; Chordata; Mammalia; Rodentia; Chinchillidae
Gene: Gfm1
Product: G elongation factor, mitochondrial 1
Exons: 18
Coding region: 121-2388 (755 amino acids)
Biological process (GO): mitochondrial translational elongation
Cellular component (GO): mitochondrion
Molecular function (GO): GTPase activity; GTP binding; translation elongation factor activity
Source: RefSeq, a predicted model, not a curated record
UCCCGCUUGUCCUUUACCCCGGAAGUGUUCUUCGGCGCUGGUAGCCGGCGUGACUUUUUGCGCUUGGUCCUGGUGCCGUGGGAACGCGGAGCAGCAGCAGUUCACGCCGUCGCUCUGGCCAUGGGAGUGCUGGGGGCCGCCGCGGCCGUGGCUGUGGGCCAGCGGCCACUCUUUCGGGUCCCUGCAGCAGCGCUGGGCUGGCGGCGGAGGCAGGUUCAUUGGAAGUUCUGCCGGUGGUGUUCCUCAGGGAUAAUUCCUAAUGAAAAAAUACGAAAUAUUGGAAUCUCAGCGCACAUUGAUUCUGGAAAAACGACAUUAACAGAGCGGGUGCUUUACUACACCGGCAGAAUCGCACAGAUGCAUGAGGUGAGAGGUAAGGAUGGAGUGGGCGCUGUCAUGGAUUCCAUGGAGCUGGAGAGACAGAGAGGGAUCACUAUUCAGUCAGCGGCUACCUAUACCAUGUGGAAAGACGUUAAUAUCAACAUUAUAGAUACUCCUGGCCACGUGGACUUCACAAUAGAAGUUGAGAGGGCCCUGAGAGUGUUGGACGGCGCCGUCCUUGUUCUCUGUGCUGUUGGUGGGGUGCAGUGCCAGACCAUGACCGUCAAUCGACAGAUGAAGCGCUACAAUGUUCCAUUUGUAACUUUCGUUAACAAAUUGGACCGAGUGGGCUCCAACCCAGCAAGGGCCCUCCAGCAAAUGAGGUCAAAACUAAAUCAUAAUGCAGCAUUUAUGCAAAUACCUAUUGGCUUGGAGGGUAAUUUUAAAGGUAUUAUAGAUCUUAUUGAGGAACGAGCCAUAUUUUUUGAUGGAGACUUUGGUCAGAUUAUUCGGUAUGGUGAAAUUCCGGCCGAAUUGAGGGCAGUGGCAGCUGACCACCGGCAGGAGCUGAUUGAGUGUGUUGCCAAUUCCGAUGAGCAGCUUGGUGAACUGUUCCUAGAAGAAAAAAUCCCUUCCAUUUCUGACUUAAAGCUUGCAAUUCGAAGAGCUACUUUAAGUAGAUCAUUUACUCCUGUUUUUUUGGGAAGUGCCUUGAGGAACAAAGGAGUCCAGCCUCUUUUGGAUGCUGUUUUAGAAUACCUCCCGAAUCCAGCUGAGGUCCAGAACUAUGCUCUUCUCAAUCAGGACAAUGACUCAAAAGAAAAAACCAAAAUCCUAAUGAACUCCAAAAGAGACAGUUCUCACCCAUUUGUAGGCCUGGCCUUUAAACUGGAGGCAGGUCGAUUUGGACAGUUAACUUACGUCCGCAAUUACCAGGGAGAGCUGAAGAAGGGUGACACCAUCUACAACACGAGGACGGGGAAGAAAGUGCGGGUGCAGCGGCUGGUGCGCAUGCACGCCGACAUGAUGGAGGAUGUUGAGGAAGUAUAUGCUGGAGACAUCUGUGCAUUGUUUGGCAUUGACUGUGCUAGCGGAGACACAUUCACAAGCAAAGAUAACAGCGGCCUUUCUAUGGAGUCGAUUCAUGUUCCUGAUCCUGUCAUUUCGGUAGCAAUAAGGCCCUCUAACAAGAAUGAUCUGGACAAAUUCUCAAAAGGUAUUGGCAGGUUUACAAGAGAGGAUCCCACAUUUAAAGUCCACUUUGACACGGAGAGCAAAGAGACGAUUGUAUCUGGAAUGGGAGAGCUACACCUAGAAAUCUAUGCCCAGAGAAUGGAAAGAGAAUAUGGCUGUCCUUGUAUCACAGGAAAGCCAAAAGUCGCCUUUAGAGAGACUAUUACUGCUCCCGUCCCGUUUGAGUUUACGCAUAAGAAACAGUCAGGUGGUGCGGGCCAGUUUGGGAAAGUGAUAGGUGUCCUGGAGCCUCUGGACCCAGAGGACUACACCAAGUUGGAGUUCAUAGAUGACACGUUCGGCACAAAUGUUCCAAAACAGUUUAUACCUGCUGUAGAAAAGGGGUUUUUGGAUGCCUGCGAGAAGGGCCCACUCUCUGGUCACAAGCUCUCUGGGCUCCGGUUUGUUCUACAAGAUGGCGCGCACCACAUGGUUGACUCCAAUGAGAUCUCAUUCAUCCGAGCUGGAGAAGGCGCCCUUAAACAAGCUGUGGCCAGUACAACAUUGUGUAUCCUGGAACCUAUUAUGGCUGUGGAAAUCACAGCUCCAAAUGAAUUUCAGGGAUCAGUAAUCGCGGGAAUUAACCGGCGCCACGGGGUAAUCACAGGGCAAGAUGGAGUUGAGGACUAUUUUACACUAUUUGCAGAUGUCCCUUUGAAUAAUAUGUUUGGUUAUUCCACUGAACUUCGGUCGUGUACAGAGGGAAAGGGAGAGUACACAAUGGAGUACUGCAGGUAUCAGCCGUGUUUACCAUCUACACAAGAAGACCUUACUAAUAAGUAUUUGGAAGCUACAGGUCAACUUCCGGUGAAAAAGGGAAAGGCCAAGAACUGAACUUCCUCAUUUUAUUAAUUUUAAUUGAAUCUGCAAGGUUUGGAAAUGAUAGAUUUCAGUGGAAAAAAUUUAAGUUGCUAAAACAAAUUGUAGGGCCUUUCCUAUUUCACAUUUGCGGGCUUCUAUUGUAUUCAAAGAUAAUUCUACGCAUAUCUCAGCUUCGUUGAUUUGGUUUUAUAGUUUAUUAAAAAAACCUCAAAAAAGAUGAUUAUUACAGUAAUGAAAUGUAUUUAAUAUUUAUUUAAGGGAAGAGACUUACUUCAGCUAUACUUCUAAGUUUGGAAUAUUUGUAAACUUCUUUCCAAAUUUUUUUAUCAUGAACAUUUUGAACGUACAGAAAUGCUGGGAAAACAGUGCACAGAAUAGCCAUGUACCUUCUAGCUAGAUUGAGCCGUGACUGUGGUAACAAUUUGUAUAAGAAGUAAUCGUCUGUCUCACACACUGACUUGAAAGUAAGUUUUGUGUGUAUCAUGACACCUCUUACAGUGUCAUUAGUGAGGCAGGCAGUUUUUGUGUGAGUGGAUUCCACAUGUUCUUUUUAAAUUGUAUUUUAAAGAGAAAAAAAUAAAAUUUCAAAACAAGAUAAUAAAGUA